This is a messenger RNA of Acipenser ruthenus (sterlet), 1624 nucleotides long. Its product is annotated as transcription factor Spi-C-like. The coding region runs from base 422 to 1234 and encodes 270 amino acids. NCBI's taxonomy places the organism in Eukaryota, Metazoa, Chordata, Actinopteri, Acipenseriformes, Acipenseridae. Gene Ontology annotation, biological process: regulation of transcription by RNA polymerase II; cell differentiation. Gene Ontology annotation, molecular function: DNA-binding transcription factor activity, RNA polymerase II-specific; sequence-specific DNA binding. The record is from RefSeq and is a predicted model, not a curated record. The transcript is spliced from 7 exons. Gene Ontology annotation, cellular component: nucleus.
AUACAGGGCUUGUGGAAAUACUGUUAUGCUAAUGUUUGUACCACACCUGUAAGUGAUUACCUGGAUCUGCACGAGCGUCUUAGAGGCUCAAACAGGCUUAGCAAAUCCCUUUAAAAGUUAAAGGGGAAAUCCCGGUUAAAAAAAUAAUAAUCAUAAAGGCAGCGUGGAAGUUCCAAAUGGGGAAAAUACCAACUGAGCUUCUGCAGUAGAUGGUCUCGUUCGCUUUGUUGCUGCAUUUUCGUCUGGUGAAACUGGAGGAAGCGCUGUGUAACUGCGCAAGAAAGACACCCCGAUCUGCGCAUGUGAGGAAAAAGCUGGCCUGUGACGGAUAAUCAAAUAAAUUAUAACAUUGAAGGGAUGGGCUUUGUAUCAGAAAACUGGUGACGGAGUCAGAAAUCGCGUGUGUGACGAUUGUUUCCAGAUGUUGGCCUCCCUACAAACUGUUACUAUGCUCCCCUUCUCUCCCUGCUGUGAUGGCGGCACCAGCAGUGACUCAGACUCGUCCAACUCGUUUGCUGUGGCGGACAUGGACCUGGAUGUCAUUGAAGAGUAUUUAAAUGAACAGAGAAGUACGAGUGCACACCUGGCUGAGGUCCAGCCUGAGCCAGGAGAUUGCUGCUGGAAUGAGGAAGAAACCCGGUUUAUAGAGAACAGCUGGUCUGGACGGUUUCCCUACGAGUGGCAUCUUUACAGCACGCUUUCAAACCCCAGCUCUGAAUACUGUGGGCAAGCGCAAGCCCCUGCCUGGCACAGCACUGCCAGCGUCGAGUGGGGCCACUGCCAGUCUGGGUAUGAAGUGUGUCCAAGCAGCGAUUCAGACUCCCAGUCCAUGAUCUCUGCAUCCAAUGACAAUGACAUCCCCACCUUGGACAGAAGAGCAAAGAAAAACCCCAGCAGUCCCCAGCUAACAUCCCCCAUUGGUAAAAAGAAAGAGCGCCUCUUCCAGUUUCUCUACGAGAUGCUCCAGACCCCGGAGAUGCGACCCUGCGUCUGGUGGGUGCAGUCCCACAGCGGCAGGUUUCAGUUCUCCUCACAGAACAAGGAGAAACUCGCCGAGAUGUGGGGGCGGAGGAAAGGCAACCGGAAGACCAUGACUUACCAGAAGAUGGCCCGAGCUUUGAGGAAUUACUCCCGGACCGGGGAGAUCUCCAAGGUGAAGAGGAAGCUCACCUACCAGUUCAGCGAUUUCAUUCUGAGCAGGCUACAGGGAGAGAUCAAGAGAGGGAGCAAAUGAUAGAGAGGACUGUCAGGGAAGCACCCCUGGAAGAAAAAACCAUAAAUACUGAGUAUUUACUAACCUUGUAACUUGCACUGUCAAACGCUAAGAUCUGAAAAAACGCUUGCUUGUAAAUUUAAUCAGAGUUCUGAUCGGGUUGAACUGUGUGUCACUUUUUUUUUUUUAAGUGAAACUGCCAUUAUGAAAUCUAGUUUACAAUCGUAGAUGCUGAGAAAAGUGGAAAGUCGUCAGGCUUUGGAAAUAUGUCUGUAAAUCUAAGGAUUACCUUUAUUCUUUUUUAAAAGUUAAAACUACUUUAUAAGUAGCCAUAAUGUUCAUGUUGGAACACCUGCCUGACUUGUUUACGUUUAUUAUCAUUUUUUUGGAAUAAAAUAUUCUUGUAAUAUA